Messenger RNA from Nyctereutes procyonoides (raccoon dog), 4756 nucleotides. It is a transcript of the gene FBXO46, whose product is annotated as F-box protein 46. The transcript is spliced from 3 exons. Lineage: Eukaryota; Metazoa; Chordata; Mammalia; Carnivora; Canidae. The coding region runs from base 1834 to 3687 and encodes 617 amino acids. Gene Ontology annotation, molecular function: protein binding. The record is from RefSeq and is a predicted model, not a curated record.
UGUGCAUGGAUGUGGGGGAUUCUUGGGGUUCCCUUGGGGUUUAGGUUUUGGGUUCUUUUGUAACGUGGAAGUUUCAGUUGUAUUGUAGGGGUCUCCUUUGUGGUUUGGGAUGGUAGGUGGGCGUGUGAUUUGGGGAGCUCCCGGAGAGACUUAGCAAAGUCAAGAAGCCAGGAGUGCCCGUGUUGGAGCCGGAAUGCCUGGGCUUUCGCCUUUCUCGAGUUCUUCCUACCUGUCUGACCCGCGAUUUGGGGUUAAACCUUUCUGUGCCUCAUCUGGACACUGGGACUAAUACACUGCCUGCUUCCUGGGGACCCGGGAGGAUUAGCAGGAAUUGUUAGAACAGUACCUUAUAAGCUCCACUGAGCCAUGCGCCUUGCAAUAAGCACGUGUCAUUGGUGAGGAUUCUUCGGGAGUGUUUGCGGGGGUGGUAUUUGGGGCUUUGGGAAAUACAUGGUUUGGAAUUAGUCUUAUGUGUUAGGGAGCUUUUAUGUUUUCAUGAGGGUUUUUUUUUUUUUUUCAGUUGGCGGUGGGGGGGCUUCUGUUAUGAAUUAGGAAAUGUGGAGAUUUAGAAAGUGUUUGAAGGGGAGUAUAGGAUUUCAGGAAACUGGUCUUUUGGGGCAUGUGUGAGGUUGGGAGAUUGCUGUGUGUGUUGGAGUAGUCGGUAGACGUGGGAUUUGUGAGGCGUUCCUUGAGAUUGGGGCCUUCUGUGCUAAGGGGAUAUUUAUAGAUUUUAUUUAUUCACGAGAGACACACAGAGAGAGGCAAAGACAUAGGCAGAGGGAAAAGAAGGCUCCCUGCGUGGAUCCUGAUGCGAGACUUGAUUCCAGGACCCCAGGAUCAUGAUCUGAGCCAAAGAGAGCGCCAGAGAAGGCGCACGAGCUGGGGAGAGAAGCAGAGGGAGAGGGACAAGCAGACUCCGUGCUGAGUGCGGAGCCCGACGCAGGGUUCGAUCCCACGAUCCUGAGAUCACGACCUGAGCCGAAACCAAGAGUCAGAUGCUCAACCGACUAAGCCACCCAGGCAGCCCAAAGAGCUGAUUUCUUAAGGGCCUGGCUGGCUCCUCUCACCUCAGAUUUUCUUCUUCUGCCCAGCCUACUUCAUUCCUUCCUCCGUGGGCUCAAGUAGCCAUAGCUGUGGGCAGGGCUGGGAAUUCUUGUCUUUUUAGGAACUGGCUACUGGGUGAGCAAAUGGAAGAAGGAGGAACUGUUAGUUGGUACUUUCACUUAAGUUCAGGGUUAUGGCAGCAGGAGGCCUCUGGAUCAUGAGUGGAGGCAGUUGGGCCAUGUAGUAUGACCUGCAGGGUUGGAGCAAGGUGCUAGCUUUAGUUACAUUCUGGGUGUUUAUUUUAUUUUAUUUUGUUUAUAGAUAUUUUACUUAUUUAUUUAGAGAGACAGUGAGUGCAGGCAGUGCGUGCAUGGAAGGGAAGGGGUAGAGGGAAGGGGAGAGAAGCUCAAGCAGACUCUAUGCUGAGUGAGGAGCCUGACGUGGGGCUUGAGCUCAGGACCCCGAGAUAAUGACCUGAACCAAAACCAAGCCGCUCAACCAGCUGUGCCACCCAGGCCUCCCUGUUCUGGGUGUUUAAAGACCAGCUCUCAUUCCCUCUAUAAACCCUCCAUUUGCUCACCUGUGCAGUGGGGCAGGAUUAGAGUUCUUAGUGGGCUAAUUUGGUCUGUCUCCUCAGAAGUUAAAGUUGGGGUGGUAGGAAGAGGGCAGGCUAGUCCCCCAAGACCCCAACCUUCUCUUCCCUGUCUCCAGGUAGCCUGUGGAACCUCCCCUGACCAUCCAGGUCCUGCGAUGCAGUGAACCCCUGCUUGUCUGCCACCGUUCUCCAGAAUGGACCGCAGCAGCCUCCUGCCCUUCCAGCUGUGGUGCCCCCGGCCCUUUGGCACCUACUCGCAGAACCAGCCGCGCCCACCUACUGCAGCCCUCAAGCCGUCGGCCUGCCCAGAGCCAGGCAGCGGGGCUGAGCCAGACCACGGGCCUGCCCACUCAGAGAACACCCCGCCUGCCUUGGCCACAGAGGCCCCUGCCUCCCAGCCUGCUCCACUCCUCUCAGCAGCUGCUGCUGGCGAUGAGGGCCGAGUCCUGCUGGACACGUGGUACGUCAUCAAGCCCGGGAAUACAAAGGAGAAGGUGGCCUUCUUUGUGGCCCACCAGUGUGGUGGGGGCAGCCGGGCCAGCUCCAUGAAGGUUAAGGGGCACUGGGGCAGCGACAGCUCCAAGGCCAAGCGGAGGAGGCGCUGUCUUGAACCUACCAAGGCUCCACCGGACCCAGGGGGCCCAGAGGGGCCCCCCGCUGCUGAGGGGGCCCCAACCUCAACUGGUGAGGACGUCGACCUGCUCUCUGUGGCUGAGAUGGUAGCCUUAGUGGAACAGCGGGCCGCCUUGGCCCUGCAGAACUACCCUCGCCCCGGCACCCCGGCGCCUGUGGUCUUUGUGUCAGCUGAGCAGGGUGGGCCUGCCAAGGGGCUGGGAUCUGAACGGCGGUCUGGUGGUGGGGACUGCAGCCGUGUGGCCGAGGCGGUGGCCCACUUCGAGGCCCAGCGGGACAGCCCUCCAUCCAAAGGCCUCCGCAAAGAGGAGCGUCCUGGGCCAGGUCCAGGGGAGGUGCGCAUUGCCUUCCGCAUUUCCAAUGGCCGAGAGCCCCGUGCACCCGAUGGCAGCUUGCCCAACGGGAGUGGGGGCCGGCCCGGUUGUGCCUACCCUGGCAGCCCAGGCCCCGGGGCCCGAGCCAAGGACAAGAUCACCUGCGACCUGUACCAGCUCAUCAGCCCCUCCCGGGACGCCCUGCCCAGCAACGUGGAGUUCCUUCUGGCUCGGGCGGAUGAAGCCAGCGAGGGGGAGACGCCAGUCCCUGCCAGGCCUGAGGACACUCCCCCAGCACCCCCUCCACCCCCUGCCCGGGACUGCGGAGCGUCAGGCUUCCAUGUGGAUGUGGUGGUGACGGGUGUGGUGGACGAAUGCAUCUUCUUUGGCAAGGAUGGCACCAAGAACGUCAAAGAGGAGACGGUGUGCCUGACGGUCAGCCCUGAGGAGCCGCCCCCACCUGGCCAGCUUUUCUUCCUCCAGUCCCGUGGUCCAGAUGGGCCCCCUGAGCCACCCCCGGCCGACUCACCAGCCACCGCACCAGGCCCGGAUGAUGCCGAGGGGACAGCAGACACCUCUCUGUGCCGCCUGUACCGGCACGUGUCACACGAUUUCCUGGAGAUUCGCUUCAAGAUCCAGCGGCUGCUAGAGCCGCGACAGUACAUGCUGCUGCUGCCCGAGCACGUGCUGGUGAAGAUCUUUAGCUUCUUGCCCACGCGGGCCCUGGCAGCCCUCAAGUGUACCUGCCACCACUUCAAGGGCAUCAUUGAGGCAUUCGGUGUGCGGGCCACAGACUCACGCUGGAGCCGCGACCCACUGUAUCGCGAUGACCCUUGCAAGCAGUGCCGCAAGAGAUACGAGAAGGGUGAUGUGUCGCUCUGCCGCUGGCACCCCAAGCCCUACCACCACGACCUGCCUUAUGGACGUUCCUACUGGAUGUGCUGCCGCCGAGCUGACCGCGAGACGCCUGGCUGCCGCCUGGGUCUGCACGAUAACAACUGGGUGCUGCCCUGCAAUGGGCCAAGUGGCGGCAGUAGUGGUGGCGGUGGUGGCAGCACUGGCAGCAGUGGGGGCCGGGCUGGCCGGGAGGAAGGGAGGUGAAGCCGGGGGAGGGGAGGGGAGAGCCCACCAUGCCCACCCCUCCCCCCUCCCCCGGGAGCUGAGGGCCAGAACUGGGUCACCAGCCUGUGCCCCCCAGUCCGGGCAGUGUUGAUCCCCACCCCCUCCAGAACUGAGAUGGGGUUCCGGGGGAUGAUUGAGAAAGCACUCUGAUCAACUGACCCCUAUUGAUUUUCUACUUUUCAGACCCAGGGCCAUGGACCCUCAAGGAGGGUGUUUUUUAUCAGCAUCUCAAUUUCUCCUCCAUUCAGCCCCAACCCCCUCCCUGCCACUCUCCACCCCAGGGACCCACCAGCAGGGAGCAGAAGGCAGCUAAUUUUGGUACUCCGCAAGGGUUCCCCCAUUCUGGCCCCCUCCCGCCCCCUCCCCCAGGUCUCUGUCUCUGGAGCCAUGUUCUCCCUCAAGAGGCUGCAGCAUGCAAGGUUGGCACCUUUCCUGACCCACCACACCCGGGCUCACCUCUUUAGGAAUUGGGGCCCACGGGAUCACAGAUCAGAUGUGGCGGCCCUUUUCAUGGCAGCCUGCCAUUUCUAGACAUUGGCUCCAUUAAAACAAUAAAAAUCAUUGUUUUCUUCUUAACCUAAAGCUACCAGUUUCUUCACUUCCCCCAAAGGGGAAGAGAAGGGGAAAAAGAAAUUGAAGUAUAGAUUCCCCUCCCCCAUCACUGAAGCUCUUAUCAUCGCUUCUUCCCUCCCCCAAAAAGCUGUGAAGCCCUUUGCCUCGCUCUUGACAGCGUGGGGGGCCGGUGGGCAGGGACUGUGAGUUUGCAUCUCUGGAUUGUUUUUCCUUCCACUCUGGGUACUCAUUCAGGUGUGGGGGUCUCUCCAGCCUCAGCCAUACAUGUUUCUUCAGAAUCCUUUGGUCAACGGAGACCUUGAUUUUCAGGCAGUUUGGUCUGGGGUGUUUUUGUUUGUUCUGUUUGGGGUUUUUUGUUUUUGUUUUUUUUUUUGUUUUGUUUUGUUUUUCAUCCUUGUGGUUCUGGAAGCUUCUGGUGUGUGGCAUCUGACCAGUUUUGAAUUGGUCCUUUCUAUAAAAUUGAUAUUUAUAAGGC